AUGGAUCCAGACGUGAUAAACGAGCAGCAAGGCUUUGCGCUUCAUAUGGCAUGUGCGAGAAAGCAUGAAGGCAGACAUGCGAAUCUCGCUAGUUUCCGCUUGGACUGUGCACAUAUCAACGGCUCAUCCAAGAAAUCAAAGGAGCUCCUUCAGAAGUUUCCUGAUAUGAAUGUAAAUGCACAAGCCGGUGUAUUCGGCACAGCUCUUCGGGCUGCCGCCUAUUGCGACCAGAUACUGUCAGUAAGGCUAUGGUUGGAUAGAGGAGCCAAAGUCAACACGCAGAUGAAUUUCGGCAGUGCUUUGAAUAGGGCUAUUGUCAGCGGCCAUGAGACAAUUGUCAAGAAUCUUUUUGAUGCUGGUGCGGCCCGAUUGUCAUUUGCGAUAGCAACUUGA
Molecule: messenger RNA, 393 nt
Organism: Trichoderma atroviride IMI 206040
Lineage: Eukaryota; Fungi; Ascomycota; Sordariomycetes; Hypocreales; Hypocreaceae
Source: RefSeq, a predicted model, not a curated record